AUGCUCGGGGAAUGUAGUGUUAGUCGUGAGUCCCCAGCCAAUAAUGAAAUGAUGGCAAGAUCGGUAUUUAGUUGCUUUGGGCAGUACUUUUGUCUCCAUUUUGAGGCGUUCCAGCUAGGCAUGGCGCCUGUUUACAUCGCGUUUCUGAGAUUCAUGGGAGAUGAUGACGAGGCAAAGAAUUACAGUUACAGCCUGGAAGUGGGAGGGAACGGGAGGAAGAUGACGUGGCAAGGAGUGCCACGUAGCAUAAGAGAUAGUCACAGGAAAGUUCGUGAUAGUUUUGAUGGUUUGAUUAUUCAAAGAAAUAUGGGGCUUUUUUUCUCGGGUGGAGAUAGGAAGGAGUUGAAGCUUAGAGUGACAGGUAGGAUUUGGAAAGAGCAGUAA
Messenger RNA from Lactuca saligna, 384 nucleotides. NCBI's taxonomy places the organism in Eukaryota, Viridiplantae, Streptophyta, Magnoliopsida, Asterales, Asteraceae. The record is from the annotation of a GenBank genome assembly.